GUAUCUUACUAAGCUAUAUUAUAACUGCAUUAUAAAUCGAACGAACGCGUAAGAACUUCCGAUUCCGCCACCCACGACGACCUCGUUCACAGUCACUUCACAUUCUGCGUCCUUACGCUUCCCAAGACUCGUCACUAAAACCAACAUCCAGCUGCAAAUCACAGCGCACUGCACGAGUCGGUCGUCGACUCACUUGGCCGCGAUGGCGUCGGUCGCGCACUCGCACUCCCUGUCCACACCCGCUGUCACCCCUAAACGCUGCUGCCUUAGCGCUCUGACCUCGCCGCUAGCUCGAUGCAUCGGGCCGCUGGGCCACGCAGCGGCUUCUCGGGCAGCGCCGACGUCCCACGCCUCAGCAAGCUCUGGUCCCGCGCUCUCAGUGCACGCCUCCGUUUUAACGCCCCAGCCCGCAGCUCUGGUAACACCGCGUCCCCAGUCGCCAGCAGUCCCUGCGCCUCUCGCACCGACUCUCAGGUCACUGCUGCUCUCCGCAGCCUCCAGCUUGCCGUGCACGCUGCUGGCAGCAGCUGCCUGCUCCGCUGCGGAGCGCUCGGCCUCCGCCGCCGCCACCGCCGCAGCACCAGCAUCAGCAUCAGUGGCAGCAGCACUGACGUUUGAGCCUCGGGCACCGGAAGCGGGCGUGCUGGCAGCCCAGGUGCUGGUGCUGCUGCUGACGGCGGGCGCUGGCGCGUACUGGUGGUACGUGGUGGUGCCGACGGAGCGCGCGGCGGUGGGGCGUAGCAAGCGGCUGGGCGCCCUCAACAACUACCUCGGAGAGCUGGAGGCGCCGCAGGCGACACAGGAGCGCAAACUGGAGCGCUGGUUCUACACCGACUGGCUGCAGCAACGCGAGAAGCGCCGCCAACGGCUGGGCAAGCCUGCGGCGUCAGCCGCCGCUGCCGGCUCUGCGGCAUCUCCCGCCGCUGCCUCUCCCACGGCAACCCCUGCCGAUGCCUCCGAUGGCGGGGCCCCGAGCCCAGAGGACCCGUACACUGGCGAGCACGUGCCGUACAGCGAUGACCUGCUGCGACCCACUGUGGAGACGCCCACGCCGCGCUUCUUGUCCCUGGACAACCCGUUGGUCGCCACGGCGGCGCUGCUGACGCUGGUGGGCGUCGUGUCCACGCUUUUGCAUGGGUAAUGGGUGUGAUGAAGUGGCCUAGGGUCGUCAGCGCCCCAAGGGAUACAUUGCGGCUUUUCGUGUCCACUGGGUAGGUUGGGUAGAUAAUCAUGCGAACAGUGUGUAUCAAAGAUAGAAGUGCCGAGUACCCCUGCACCUGGCUUUCGUUCUCUUUGUACGUCAGGACGAUGAGAAAUGCUUGCUAAUACGACGUAUCAGUGGUGGGGGCUCAGCCUGCUGUGUUGAUGCUGUGUUGAGAGUGGGCAGUGGAGGCGUGCAGGGAGCGGCUGCGUAGAUUAACACAGGUGUCCUUGCUAGGACUGUGGGCUACGAGGAUGGGGGUUGUCUCGCUUGGAGCGCAAGUGGCGUGAGCAAGGCUGCAAGGGCUGUGCAGUGUGCAGUGCCUGGCAGUGUUUGUGAAGGCGUUGCGGCGUCGGCACGUGCACACCUGAUAUGAAGGCUACUACCACAUGGGAAAUGCAAGCCACCUAUGUGAUGCACGUUUGUGAUGCUACCGUUGCUAUUGUAUAGGAGUAGGACUGGCACGACGAGAGGAUAGUAACGAACGGGGCAAGGCAACGGGGAGCAUGUCAUUGGAGUAUGGAAAGUAGCGACACUCAGCGACUGGACUUGCCGGCUAGCGGGCACUGGCGCUGAGCAGCAGGAGACACAUGGCAAUCGCUUGCAGAGCUACACAGGCAUGAACUGCAAGGUCACUAGAUGAGGCAGGCUUUGGCGGCCCGGGUGUAUCACGCCCGGGACAGAGGAAUACCCACAGCUGCAACACUAUUGUAACUCAAUAUCGAG
Messenger RNA from Chlamydomonas reinhardtii, 1927 nucleotides. RefSeq lists its product as uncharacterized. The transcript has 2 exons. Bases 203 to 1141 code for a protein of 312 amino acids. The record is from RefSeq and is a predicted model, not a curated record. Lineage: Eukaryota; Viridiplantae; Chlorophyta; Chlorophyceae; Chlamydomonadales; Chlamydomonadaceae.